AUUCCUCUUCCAAUCCCCCAAGAUCCAUUGGCCGACAAAAUGGGUUUCGCCACCGUACCCCAUUAAAGCAGAGAAACCUAAACCAAGAGUUCUAUAACACUCGGAAGGGAGUGCUCAUUCUUGGCCCAGCUGCUCAUAGAGAUGCUCAAAAGGUACAAUUAGGAUUGGAGAAAGCAUUGGAAUUUUUCCAUUGGGUUGAGACCCGCUGUGGGUUUACUCACAAUGAGCUCACUUGCAGAGAAAUGUCUCUUGUUCUUGCCAAAGGGUCUUGUAAUUCGAAGCUUCUUUGGGAAUUUCUCAAAAGAAUGUCGAGAAGAGGGCUUUUGACGACACCGACCGUUACGUGUUUGAUAAAAUGCCUAGGAGAAGAAGGGUUGGUAAAUGAAGCAUUGACUACUUUCUACAGAAUGAAGCAAUUUCACUGUAAGCCUGAUGUUUAUGCUUACAACACACUCAUAUUUGCUCUUUGUAGAGUUGGGAAUUUCAAAAAAGCUAAGUUCUUGAUGGAGCAAAUGGAGUUGCCUGGUUUUAGGUGUCCACCUGAUGUCUUUACUUACACAAUCUUGAUUAGCUCUUAUUGUAGAUAUGGUAUGGAAACUGGCUGUAGAAAAGCUAUUAGACGGAGAAUAUGGGAGGCGAAUCACUUGUUUCGUAUCAUGCUAUUCAAAGGAUUUGUUCCUGAUGUAGUAACUUAUAAUAGUUUGAUCAAUGGAUGCUGCAAAACUAAUAGGAUAGAGAGAGCAUUGGAGUUGUUGGAUGAUAUGGUGAAAAGAGGGGUUGUGCCUAAUCGAAUUACGUAUAAUUCUUUCAUUAGGUAUUAUAGUGUUACAAAUGAGAUUGAUAAGGCUAUUGAAAUGCUGAGAAGAAUGCAAGGAAUGAAUCAUGGAGUAGUACUACCAUGUAACAGUUCGUAUACACCGAUAAUUCAUGCUAUGUGUGAAACUGGUAGGGUGGUGGAGGCAAGAGAUCUUCUUGUCGAAUUGGCUGAACAAGGUUCGAUUCCAAGAGAAUAUACUUUUAAACUAGUUCGUGAUGCUUUAGAAUCUUCUGGGAAGAUUGAUUUGCUUGAUGAAGAAUUGUGUACAAGAUUAGAAGAUGGUAUUAAAGGUAGGAUUAGACAAGUGAUGAAAGUAAAACCUUUGUUGCAGCAUCAAAGUGUUUCAUAGCAUUGAAUUUUAUACUUUUUAUCUAUGUUUGCUCAGACUCUUUGAAAAUGUUGAUGGAUGCGUGUCGAAUUCUCCAAAAAUAGUGUAUUUUUGGAGAAUUUGACACGAAUGCAGCAUCGAAAGUGAAGAGUCUGCACAACUUAGCUUUUUGUGGAUUUUGAUCUUAUAAAAGCACAAGGGAUUUAACUUAUAUACUGUAAUUCUCUAUAUAUAGAAGCGGCUUGGAAGCAGCUGGCCGUUGUCCUGCCAACUUGCUGUCCAAGGGCUUUUUGGUCAUUCCAGGUAUUAGGGUAGUACGUGUUAGGUACUGCUGCUACACGUGUAACGUCAUAACGUAGCUUCAAGAUGAGAAAAGAAAGUCCGCAGUUUCAACUUCUUCUAUCUAAUUGUUCUCUGUUUCUGCCAUAUCUUUAUCACCGCCUUCGUUUCUUCUUCGAUUUGAGCUUCUUUGUUAUCUCAGGUGAGCUUUGAAUUCAUUGUCAGUGUUUUGUACUAAUUUAAUGAUGUUAUUGUGAUGAAGCUUGUAGAAAUUAGGUUUUAAGAUAUACAGUAUAUGUCUGCAGAUAAAAAAUCAAUGGUACCAACUUCUUCUUAAAUUGCUGUGUUAUUUUUUAAUUAUUUAUCUUUUUUCCUCAUAAUGUGGUGCAUGUAUGCAAGAUUUUUUUUUUUUUCUCUGCUGCUGUUAAUUUGAAGAGAGGGGGGGGAGGGGGGCUUAAAUCACGGGUAAAGAGUUAUAUCCCUAUGUGACCUAUAAUUCAUGGGUUCGAGCACUAAAAUUAGUCAUUAGCUUACAUUAUGAUAUAUAUUAGUAUUAGUCAUAGCUUACAUUAAGAUAUAUAUUAGUCAUGAGUUUGAGUAGUAAAAUUAGUCAUAGCUUACAUUAGGAUGACCUAUAAGUCAUGAGUUUGAGUAGUAAAAUUAGUCAUGCUUACAUUAGGAUGACCAGUAAGUCAUUGGUUAGAGCACUAAAUUAGUCAUAACUUGCAUUAAGAUGACCUAUAAAUCAUCGGUUUGAGUAGUAAAAUUAGUCAUAGCUUACGUUAGAAUGGCCUAUAAGUCAUGGGUUCGAGCAGUAAAAUUAGUCAUAUUUUACAUUAGGAUAGGCUACCUACAUCGUCCAAAGGCGGAGCUAGAAUUUAGAGUCUUUUUGAAAAAGAAAAUGAUAUUACUCAACAGAGAGAGCUUUUAAAAUAAGGACCAGGAGGCAUGAUUUACAUACAUAAUUAUCACAUGAUACAAAAAGAGAUGUUUUUAUCACACCAACGAAGAAAAAAACUUCAAUCAGUAACUAAGUCUUACACGUGUUAAAUUCUUAAGUCAGCUGCGUCAUCUGUCUCUGAACAUGGUUGUCGCUUCAUUAUGUAUGUAAUUGUGUGUUUUGGCUUUGGUUUUACCUCCGUUUCGUCUUCAGAUUGAUCGAGGUUUUCAUCUUCAGCUGAUUCUUUAAUUUCUUGCCAUUGUUUCCUUCAAUCUCUUGGACAAAUUAGGUUUUAUGACAACGCUUGCAGUUGUUACUGCCAUGGGCUUACAGAUUACGGAAAUUAGGUCUUAGGAGCUAAUCGUUUUUCAAAUCUUUGUUUGUUGUGUGAAUUCUUUGUGCUGCAAAAUCUUUUCUAAUUUGCCUUUAACUCGAUCUCUUUGAGCUGCAAAAUCUUUUCUCAUUUGCCUUUAACUCGAUCGUGUUGGAGUUGGACAACUUUUUCUCCUCCGAGUUUGCUCCUGUUUGCAAGAGCUUUAAUUUAUUGUGAGACUUCCCUAUGUUAUUUCUGUGCAAUUACUGAAGCAACUAUGAGACCUUGACAGAACAUAGGAGCUGCAAUUUUUGUAUACAUUAUACGGUGACAUAUGCUAACUGACGUGUUCAGUAAUAGUUUAGCAACUUCAUCGAUUGUUCAUUCAUGUGGUAUAUAUUAUUGGUUUAAAGGAUGCUCAAUCUCCUCAUUUCCUGUUGUCUUUGUUUUGGUUUUCCAACUUCGUUAUCAUUGUACGAGAUGUCAUCAGAUAAAAAAAUGAUGGCACCAACUUAUUCCUCCCAAAAAAGAAAGCAUCAUUAGUCAGCAGAAAGAGCUUCUAAAACUAAGCUCAGAAGACUUGAUCUGUAUGCACAGUUGUCAAUUGACAAAAAAGAAAUGCUUUUAUCGCGGUGACGAGUGAAAAAUGUUGAUUCAGCAAGCUGCUGUCUCUUGGUUGAGUGAACGAAAGAAGCAUCAUGUUUUGGAGUUGGUGUUGAUUUACCUAGACAGCAAGCUCUAGCGAUAAGAGAAUCAUCUUCCGCUGCCAAAAAAGAUAAAUUGCAUCUCACAUUGUUGGGUAUCCCUGGACCCAAAGAAAAAGCUGAAAUUUGCUCUCGAGUCUUUCUGGGAUGGAAAGAGCAGUGCUGAGGAUUCAGUCAUCCACCUGAAAACACGUCUGAUGCAGGCAUUAAGUACAUCCCAGCAACACAUUCUCUCGACACAACCGCAAUGCUUGGUGCCAUCCCA
Molecule: messenger RNA, 3646 nt
Organism: Solanum tuberosum (potato)
Lineage: Eukaryota; Viridiplantae; Streptophyta; Magnoliopsida; Solanales; Solanaceae
Product: pentatricopeptide repeat-containing protein At1g77405-like
Exons: 2
Coding region: 243-1166 (307 amino acids)
Molecular function (GO): protein binding
Source: RefSeq, a predicted model, not a curated record